AGCACUAAAAUUAAUUUAACCGACAUUACUACAAAUAAACCCUAACAUGGUUGGUGGAAUGUACUGGGUUCUAAAAAAAAAAAAUGGUUGGUGGAAUGUACUUGCAAUAAGAUUUAAAAGUGUUGGUGCCCCAUUUUUAAUUAGGGCUAAAAUUUCCACGCAUCUUCUUUAAUUAUAGAGUUUGCUGGUGGGUUUACGCGACAUAAACGGUGCUCAUUACUCUUUAGAUUCCUUCUUUCUCUCUCCAAUCUCUUCAUCCUAUCUCCAUUUUCCUCAAUCCCCAUUUAUCUAUAUUAAGAUAUUUUCUUUUUCCUCAAAUCAUUGAAAAAAAAAUAUUAAUUCAGAUAUUUUCUUCUGCCCCAGUUGAAACCCAAUUGCUAGAUUAUUACAGGGAUGGACUUGAUUCAUAACUUCCAACAAUCGGGCGGAGAUGCAAUGGUGAAUAAAAGUUGUAAUUCUGGUGUAGCUCCACCCACAGAAUCUGAAAGUAGUCAAGGGUCUUUUGACUGCAAUAUAUGCUUUGACUUGGCUCACGAUCCUGUUGUCACACUCUGUGGUCACCUCUACUGCUGGGCUUGUAUUUUCAAGUGGCUCCAUGUCCAAAGCUCCUCCUCACAGCCAACUCAACAAAAGACUUGCCCUGUCUGUAAGGCAAACAUCUCACAAACUUCAUUGAUUCCCCUUUACUGCCAUGGCCCUUCCCGAAGUGAAGAUGAGGUUAGGAAGUCUCAACAUGAUGUUAUACCUCCAAGACCUGCAGCAAAUUCUCCUUCAAGUCAACAUCUUCCAUCAAAUCCUUUUGAAUCGCAACACCCAGAGUUCCGUUAUGCCUCAAUAUCAUCUUCAAAUUAUGUGAGUCCUACUAUGGCUGGGAUUCUUGAUAGGCGUGUCGCGUACCUAACAAAAAUAAAUCUAACUAGACCACUACUAUGUAGACGGGCAAGCAAGGGUCUGAUCCCAAGAGACUAUGGUUCAACUAAUUAAAUAGACUCAAGCAAUUACUAAGAAAGUAACCAAAUCAAAUGAAUGAGAAUUAAUAAUUAAAUAACUAAUUAAAACGAUUAAAUCAAAACAAUAU
Molecule: messenger RNA, 1078 nt
Organism: Chenopodium quinoa (quinoa)
Lineage: Eukaryota; Viridiplantae; Streptophyta; Magnoliopsida; Caryophyllales; Amaranthaceae
Product: E3 ubiquitin-protein ligase RMA3-like
Exons: 2
Coding region: 394-984 (196 amino acids)
Biological process (GO): ubiquitin-dependent protein catabolic process
Cellular component (GO): endoplasmic reticulum
Molecular function (GO): ubiquitin protein ligase activity; ubiquitin-like protein conjugating enzyme binding
Source: RefSeq, a predicted model, not a curated record